CUAGAACGCAAUGUGUAGUUCCGCCCUGAGAGUGACAUCGAAAUACUCGUUGGAAUAGGAACGCAACCAGGCAAAGAACAAGAACGUGCAGUUUAUAACACCGGUAUUUCACAAAAAAGUCCAGAGGAUUUGACGCAUAUCGAACGGAUACGUAUUCAACCCAAGCGCAUCCUCAUCCACUGAGCACCCACCGACACCGGACGUCCAUGGUCAUUGAAAAGUAGUUGACAUUUGGUCAGUCCACCCUGGCCUUGAUGUUAACGUCCACAGACGGAUCGGGCUGGACCAAAUCUGAACCUAUCAGUGAUGUACAUUGACUAGACAGAAGUAUGGAUGAGCUACAGGACGUGCAGUUGACUGAGAUCAAGCCCCUGCUGACCAAUAAGAAUUCCCGUAACUUCCAGGACUUUGACUGCCAGGAGCAUGAUAUUGAGACUCAGCAUGGCGUGCUCCAUGUGACCAUGAGGGGCGUUCCCAAGGGCAACCGGCCAGUAAUCCUCACCUACCAUGACAUCGGCCUCAAUCAUAAGUCAUGCUUCAACACGCUGUUUAACUUUGAGGACAUGCAAGAGAUCACGCAGCACUUUGCUGUGGUUCACGUGGACGCCCCCGGACAGCAGGAGGCGGCAGCACCGUUCCCCACCGGGUACCAGUACCCGACCAUGGACGAACUGUCUGAGAUGCUGCCCUCGGUUAUGACUCAGCUCAAGGUGAACAGUGUGAUAGGGAUUGGCGUGGGAGCAGGAGCCUACAUCCUAUCCCGGUUUGCACUGAACAACCCUACUCUGGUAGAGGGCCUGGUUCUGAUCAACGUGGAUCCGUGUGCCGAGGGAUGGAUCGACUGGGCUGCCUCCAAGCUCUCUGGAUGGACCAGUAACAUCGUGGACACAGUGAUGGCUCACCACUUCAGCACUGAUGAGCUAACAGACAACCAAGAGCUGAUCCAGACCUACCGCCUUCACAUCGCCCAGGACAUCAAUCAGGACAACCUGGCCCUCUUCUGUGCCUCCUACAACGGUCGUCGGGAUCUGGAAAUCGAGAGGCCAGUCAUUGGUCUGAAUGAGGAGACAGUGAACACACUGACGUGCCCUUCUCUGUUGGUGGUUGGAGACACAUCUCCUGCAGUGGAGGCAGUGGUGGAGUGCAAUUCCAGGUUAAAUCCAACGAAGACUACACUGUUUAAGAUGGCUGAUUGUGGAGGCUUGCCUCAGGUUGUGCAGCCUGGGAAACUGGCAGAGGCCUUCAAGUACUUUGUUCAGGGUAUGGGUUAUAUUCCCUACAUUCUUCUCAGUCACCUGAGCAACGAAUCAGUGCCCACGGCUGGAAUGAGUCGUCUGGUCCGAUCCCGCACCACCUCCUCCUCCAGCAUCACCUCCAUGGACAGCAUCCGCAGCCGCAACCUCAACAGCCUGCUGGAGAGAGCCAACACCACUGGGGGCCUGGACAACCAGCCUGGGCCCCAGACCAUGGAGGUCUCCUGCUAAAUCGUCCCAUCUCUCCCUCACUCCACAUAGGGUAGCCGCCCUCACCGGUGGCCCUCUCUUCCUCCAGUAACUUAUGUCUCCCAGUCUCUCCUACCCUGCUCCGAAGCUACUCAAUGCCAGGGUGUUCAGUGAUGAAUUGUGCGAUAAAUAUGAGAAUAUAUACAAAUGAAGAUUAAAUAUAAUACUGUAUACAUGUCAAACUUCGAGCCACAAGCUGAGGGGACAAAAUAAAGGAUGAAUCAGAUAUACUGUAUACUCCAAGGGUCUAGAUGGUACGAUCCCCCACCCAACAGUUUCUCAUCAUUUCAUAUGUAUGCAUGUGUCUUGUGCAAGUGAAUCUAGAGACUUGUUCUCCCGGUUUCAAUUACUGUAUGUCCCUCCUUUGUUCCGAUUGUUGCCUUUCACAUCUGUUAUUUAUUCCCCAUGUGUCUGUGUGUAUAGGAUCGGUUCCUCAGCACAGGAGGGGUUGAAGAGUCCCAUCUCUCACAUCCGCUGUAGUCCAAACACACAUUCCUCUUCCUUCUCUUAUACUAUGAUCUAGAACACAUUUACACUUAACCUUCAUUCAUUGCACACAUUUAGACACAUUUUUGAAUGUUGUGAACUGUGAACACACGCCUCCUUUGAUUGUGUGGCAUAGUGUAGAUGUGUGUUUUCCUGUACUGUACCUUGCUGCACUGCUCUGCUCUGCCGAGUCACUCCAUUCACACUGUAGAAUGAUCACUCAUGCUGGGUGAAAACACAAGAUUCAUGACUUCCUGUACAUUUCUCUGCAUUGUGUUGUUUUCCAAAUGGCAGGUUAUACUGGUCCAAAUGACAGAAUGAAUGCACUGUGUUUUGGUUGUUCUAGAACGUUAUACUUGCUUUUUAGGAAUAUGCAAAAAUGUAAAGAAAUUCAAUGGGAAAGAACCGUGGGCCAAUGUGAUUGUCUAGAUUCAAUCACUUCUCCUUUCAUCUGUGUGUUAAAAAAGUUUAUUUUGUAAUUGAUGUCGUCUUUUUAUGUUUUACAUUUUUGUUUUUAUAGUCUGUUCACUCAUCGCUUGAGUAGACAUACACAAUGAAUAACAACUUAACAAGCCUGUUAUAAUGUGGAAAUGUGUUCAGUCUUCACUGCAGGGCCCAGUGGUGCUUAUCACGGUCUGCCAAUACAACUCAUUUAUACUACUAAACUACUAAAUAAAGCUAGAAGAUGUAAAAUGG
Messenger RNA from Oncorhynchus masou masou (cherry salmon), 2684 nucleotides. RefSeq names its product protein NDRG3-like. Gene Ontology annotation, biological process: signal transduction. The record is from RefSeq and is a predicted model, not a curated record. NCBI's taxonomy places the organism in Eukaryota, Metazoa, Chordata, Actinopteri, Salmoniformes, Salmonidae. The transcript has 17 exons. Bases 330 to 1484 code for a protein of 384 amino acids. Gene Ontology annotation, cellular component: cytoplasm.